Molecule: messenger RNA, 1335 nt
Organism: Symbiodinium natans
Lineage: Eukaryota; Dinophyceae; Suessiales; Symbiodiniaceae
Source: the annotation of a GenBank genome assembly
AUGCUGCAUGACUUGGCAUUGACGGUAAAGUGCCGACGCACAGCUAGAGGCGCCAUUGAUAUCAAGCUUUAUGCCUUUGCAAGAUGCCUUCAGCCCCGACCUUCUACCCCACUCUCCCCUUUCCCUCCUCCACUCCAUCCACUGGCCUGGGAAUCCGCCGCAAAGUUUCGCGAUGCCGAUGCCCGCGCGGACGCGCUGCUACGCUGUUGUGGCAUAAUGUCCGGGUACGAGAGCCACACUGCUGCCCCUGUCUUUCGGGCAGAGGCCGAUGACUCACGGAAAGCCAUGACCAGCACUUUGGCUGAAGGUCCCAAGGCGUAUCAUGCUGCAUGUUUCGGCCAGGAAUGGGCAGAUGCUUUCCAACAGAAGGACUGGGAGGCCCGGCGACAAGCGGUGCAGACGCUGGGGCGACUUCCACAAGCACACGGCCAUGUCACAGCGGUGGAUCUCGUUUGCAGCCGCCUCGGCGAUUCAGACGCAUUGGUUCGCCGCGCGGCGCUAGAUGCAGGCGUGCGGCUUCUCAUGCCGGAGCCUGCGAGCGAAGAUGCAACCGAAGAGGAAGCCUCAGCAGCUGCAGAGGCUCUGGCAAAGGUGCAAGGCUCGGAGAUGUGCCGCAGCUUUGUUGACAAGGUCCUGGAACUACUCCGGAGUGACGAGGACUGGGGCGUCCGGCGCGUGGCGAUGGCCUCGCUCGGAGCGGCCGCGCCGCGCGGCGCCGAAUCAGCGCUCGCGGCGGUGAAGCCCUUCCUCGCUGACACCGACGACGACGUCCGUGCGGCGGCGGCUGCUGCAGCAGGACGCCUGGCGCCGUUGGGCGAUGAGGCUUGGAUUACUCCUUUGCUGAAGCUCCUCCAGGACGAUGACGAGGGCGUCCGCCAGGCCGCUCUCCUGGCGGUAGCGCGCACAACGCCGAAGGGCCACCGAGCUGCCCUUGAGGCCGUGGGUGACGUCAUGGACGACGAUGACGCCGCUUACACAGCAGUCCAAAGACAAAGUCAGGCGCCUCGCGGCGACAACGCUGCGGGCCUUGCGCAGGUGAAAAAGACUCAGCCAGCGGGCGCUACCGCAUCCUUUCCUGCGGCGAUCCAAUGCGGCCUUUUGGCCAAGCGAAAGCAGUUGUCUGAGCUCUAUGGGUUCUCUAACAUCAACACGGGAGAGUGGACAGAUGGACUGGUCGCGCUGCUCGUGCGCGAGGCUGUGAGCGACACCUCCGACAACAAGAAGUGGGAAGCUACCUCAGAUCCAACUUGUCGUCUUGACGGACCUGUGGACGCCAUCUGGAUUGAGAACAUGAAACGGCAUUGGGCCCUAGCUGCACUCGAUUUAGAUGGAUAG